ACCCGAGUAUUCCGGAUGAUGGAAUCCAGUGAUGAUUAUCUAAUCACAAUGAUCCACGGACUUAUGCACCUCUUCGGGUUUAGAUGGGCUGUUUGUUUAGCGGGCGCAAGCUUAUCGGAACGAAAGUGUUAAUCGCGUUUCUUUUUAGCUAGCUUUACACUGCUCAUAUGCACAUCCUCGCCAACUGAUAAGGUCACACGAACGCCAAUCAGACAGACGUACACUCAUACCCCGGACACGUAACGAAUGCACCUCCUUACUCUACAAUCACUCCUCUUUACCAUCAUCUCCCUCUCAAUCUUAAAGCAAUGGGUUCUACCAAUUCAAAACCCACAACGGCUCAGCCUGCUACACAGGCAGAAAAGUAUGCAUCCAUUCAAUCAUCAACUACGCACGCUCAUCCAAGUGAUGUAUGCGAUGUACAGAUAGGUUCUUCCCGAGAAGGAGCACAUCAAUCUGCACGUCUUGGUCAAAGUCAUGCUGUCGUUCCGGAUCAUGAUACAACUCAUGCAGAAGUUACCAUUCCAGCAUUAAAGGCUUGGGACAGCGCAGCUUUACACGCCCCUGUCACCCAAUUAGCAACGAUGACAUUGCACAAUGGACCUAUCAAGGACAAUCUACGUAAUCGCAAAGCUGAAACAGAAGACCUUCACGUUUUCAGUCACAGGAUUCCAUCUCAAGGCACCCCUGUAACAAAUCAAAUGAGCUCAGGUCGAUGCUGGUUAUUCGCGACCACCAACGUGAUUCGCUUGCGAGUGAUCAAAGAACUUAACCUAAAAGAAUUUGAAUUAAGCCAAUCUUAUCUUGCAUUCUGGGAUAAGCUUGAAAAGAGCAACACGUUCUUGGAGAACAGCAUUGAAUUGGCCGAUAAGGCUUUGGACGAUCGUGUAUUUGGCUUCUUGAAAACCGCUCCUACGAAUGACGGCGGUCAAUGGGACAUGGUGACCAAUCUGAUCAAAAAGUACGGGAUCGUACCCAAGGCAAUCUAUCCUGAGAGCUACAACAGUUCCAACUCAAGUCAAAUUAACUGGUUGCUCACUCUCAAGCUACGUGAGUAUGCCCUCGAAUUACGUCAAUUGAAAAAGUCAACAAUUAGUGCUCUUCUUCGUGUUGGGCAAACAGACCCACACGCAAACGAAGCAAAGGCGUUACGUGUUGUUCGGGAGCGUAAAGAUGCUCAAAUGGCAGAAGUGUACCGGAUCAUGAUUAUUGCUUUGGGUGUUCCACCUCAGCCGGACGAAAAGUUCACGUUUGAAUACUAUGAUAAGGAUGAGAAAUUCCAUCGUCUCAAAGCAACUCCUCUGGAAUUCUUGGACAAGUAUACUGGCUCAUUCGAUCCUGCAGGUGCUUGCUCAUUGGUGAAUGAUCCUCGUCGUCCAUAUGACAAAUUGGUAACAGUUGAUAGAUUGCAAAACGUUUGGGGUGGUCAACCGGUAUUGUAUGUGAACACGAGUACAAGCCAAAUGAAGGAUUCGGUCAUCAAAUCUAUCAAAGCUGGAUUGCCAGUCUUCUUCGGCUGUGAUGUUGGACAAUUCAGUAAUGGCGGUAUCAUGGAUCCGGACGUAUAUGAUUUCGAAUUACCGUUUGGUAUCAAAUUAGGUCUUACAAAGGCUGAAAGAAUUGAAAUGGGUGAAAGUUCAAUGACACAUGCAAUGGUCAUCACUGGCGUUCAUCUUGACGAAGACAACAAACCUGUUCGUUAUCGCGUGGAGAAUAGUUGGGGUCCUGAUCGCGGCGAUAAAGGAUAUAUGGUCAUGUCUGAUAAAUGGUUUGAUGAAUUCGUUUAUCAAGUCGUCAUUCGUAAACAACAUAUGCCUUCCCAUCUCUGGAAAUUAUUCACUGAUGGAGUGAAUAAAGAAACUGAAAUUUUGCCGCCAUAUGAUCCUAUGGGUGCAUUAGCUUAAAAGCUCAGCGAACGUUAUCUCAAAGCAAUAUUUUGUCAUUGUAUAAUCACACAAUAUAUCCUCAUUUAAUAUUUUAUUUCCGUUU
Meira miltonrushii is the source of this 1989-nucleotide messenger RNA. Its product is annotated as peptidase C1B bleomycin hydrolase. Bases 309 to 1904 code for a protein of 531 amino acids. Gene Ontology annotation, biological process: response to toxic substance; proteolysis; L-homocysteine catabolic process. Gene Ontology annotation, molecular function: cysteine-type aminopeptidase activity. Gene Ontology annotation, cellular component: cytoplasm. The record is from RefSeq and is a predicted model, not a curated record. The transcript has 3 exons. Lineage: Eukaryota; Fungi; Basidiomycota; Exobasidiomycetes; Exobasidiales; Brachybasidiaceae.